This is a messenger RNA of Aureobasidium pullulans EXF-150, 1266 nucleotides long. RefSeq names its product arginine-tRNA-protein transferase 1. Gene Ontology annotation, cellular component: cytoplasm. Gene Ontology annotation, biological process: protein arginylation. The transcript is spliced from 7 exons. The coding region runs from base 1 to 1266 and encodes 421 amino acids. NCBI's taxonomy places the organism in Eukaryota, Fungi, Ascomycota, Dothideomycetes, Dothideales, Saccotheciaceae. The record is from RefSeq and is a predicted model, not a curated record. Gene Ontology annotation, molecular function: arginyl-tRNA--protein transferase activity.
AUGCCCGCUGCCGCGACUCUCCUCAGACCAAUUGGCGACUGUGGCUACUGCAAAAAAGAUGAUUCAAGUGGCUCGUACUACAUGAUCACAAAAAUUCUAAGCGCCCAAGUUUACCAAGACUUGAUUGACCGAGGAUGGAGAAGAUCUGGUAACCUCCUAUACAAACCCGAUGUCUGUCGAUCAUGUUGCCCUCAUUACACAAUCAGAUUGCCCGCCGACUCGCUUGUGGCAAGGAAUGAUCAACGAAAAGCCUUGAAUAGCUGGAACAAAUUUGUACUAGGGGAAGAGUACAUCAAAGAGACCGCCAAGCGCUUUCCCAAGACAAAAGAAGAGAAAGCUCGACAGAGAAAUGGGUUCGAUCUGCUUCAAACGGUUCACGAAGCAGAAAAUGACAAGCUGAAGCCUGUUGAACCCGCUCACCGCUUUGAAGUCACCUUGGAACCCGACGACUGUACAGAAGAGAAGUUUCAACUCUACAAGAACUACCAGAUUCACGUUCAUCACGAUGAGCCUGGUGAAGUCACCAAGAAAGGAUUCGAACGCUUCCUCUGCAAAUCGCCAAUCAUCAGAGAGACAGUGAAGAAGAACAGCAAAGAGCAACGCCUCGGAUCAUACCACCAGUGUUAUCGCCUCGAUGGCAGAUUGAUCGCUAUCGGCGUAUUAGAUCUCCUACCACACGCAGUCAGUGGUGUCUACUUCAUCUACCACCAAGACUUCGAAAAGUGGAGUUUCGGGAAACUCAGCGCGAUGAGAGAGGCAGCACUGGCUCUGGAAGGUGGCUAUGAAUUCUACUACAUGGGCUUCUACAUCCACAACUGCAUCAAAAUGCGCUACAAGGGCGACUACAAGCCUCAAUACGUGCUCGAUCCGGAGACCAACGAAUGGAACCCACUGGAAGGAGAACUGCGCGAGUUGAUGGACAAGCAGAAAUAUGUCUCAUUGUCUCGCGAGCAUAUAGACAAAGAAGAAGACAAGAGGUCUUAUUUAUUGGAAACCUCAGUGGAGGUAUUCAAGAGCAAAGAAACUUUGUUCAAGUUGGGCAUGCCUGGCAUGAUGAGUCCUGAAGAAGUGGAAGCACAGGUGGAUCUCAGCAGAAUGCGUAUUCACCUGAGCAAAGGAAUUACCGUGGACACAGAGGAUCUUGUGGCAUGGGAGAGCGGAGACAUCACUGACCCUAGAUCAAUCAAGGGCAUCGUCGGCGAGUUUGCUGCAUUAGUGGGACCUAGAGUCGCCGCAGCGGCCACCAUGGACUUCUCUCAAGAUUGA